Pochonia chlamydosporia 170 is the source of this 5262-nucleotide messenger RNA. Its product is annotated as polyketide synthase. Gene Ontology annotation, molecular function: fatty acid synthase activity; 3-oxoacyl-[acyl-carrier-protein] synthase activity. NCBI's taxonomy places the organism in Eukaryota, Fungi, Ascomycota, Sordariomycetes, Hypocreales, Clavicipitaceae. Gene Ontology annotation, biological process: fatty acid biosynthetic process; secondary metabolite biosynthetic process. Bases 1 to 5262 code for a protein of 1753 amino acids. The record is from RefSeq and is a predicted model, not a curated record. The transcript is spliced from 4 exons.
AUGGCACAACACAAGAUUAUCUACUUCUCAGGGGAGAUACCCCAGGGAGAUCCAGAGGGUGACCAGCGAGACUUGUUCAACAGGUUACGCCUUCUCAGCAAGGAACGGGACUACCCCGUCUUGUACUCGUUUCUAGAUGCUGUUACAACCUCGUUGAAGGAGGAGUGCAAAAAACUGACAAAAUCCCAGAGAGAGUUGAUGCCAUGCUUCGAGAGCGUCUUGGACCUCACCGAUCAUGUUAUCCAGCUCAGGAGAACGUCCCUCGGGCCGGCCAUUGAACGAGUCUUGGUCUUGGUGUUUCAAUUAGGUGGUUUUAUUUCAUAUCAUGAAGCUUCUCCCCUGGAAUACAACUUCACAGGCACCAAUACAAGCUUCAUUGCAACAGGAUCAGGGCUGGUUUCCGCAGCAGCCAUUAGCCUUUCACCUAGCAUAUCCAUGAUUCCUCGUAUUGCCCGGGGCAUGACGCGGGUUGCAUUCCGGUUUGGACUAGUUGUUGACCAGGUGUGCCGGUCAUUAGAGGUUUCACCAGAUGAGAUCAACGCAGAAGGGGCAUGGGUGCAUUGUGUGCAUGGCGUUGACGAAGACGAUGCCCUAAAUGCCGUUGAUAGUUUCAACAUGAAAAAGGGAUAUUCAGAGACGAGUAAGGCGACUGUGUUUAGCGUUGAUGACAAGUCUGUCAGUAUCUGUGGUCCACCGGCCACUCUGCGAGCUCUCUUUACAGAAAGCGACUUCUUCCAUCGAUCAAAGAGUAUACCGAUGAAGAAGGUGCAAGGGAUGUGGCAUACGGCUCGGUUAUACGGCAAAGAGCACGUCCGUCAAAUCGUUCCAAAGAUGGAUCACCAGGAUUCACAUAUCCCCUUAUUCUCCCCCGUGACUGGACAGACGUAUGAGCAUACGGAUGCCACAAUGCUACUUGAAGCUAUUAUAGAAGAGAUACUCACACAACAGAUCCACUGGGAUCGGGUUACUGAUAGUAUCACGAAACGAUUGAAGCAACUCUCUUCCCCAAGCGUACAAUUCAUCGCCAUACAACCGUCACGUUACGCUGAGAAACUACUACAGCAGUGGCGAGUCGACCUCCCCGGCACAACACUAUCAAACAUUAAUAUAAUACCCGCAGUCAUGGAUAUCCCGUUGGGUAAAACUCCUCCACGAGACGCCAAGUCGUCCAAAAUCGCCGUCGUCGGAAUGGCAUGUCGCUUCCCCGGAGGAGCUAACGACACAGAAACAUUCUGGAAAAUACUGAAACAAGGCCAAGAUGUUCAUACUUCUGUGCCUGCGGAUCGUUUCAACGUUGAAACCCACGUCGACCCAACGGGCAAGAAGCGGAAUACCUCCAAGACGCCCUACGGCUGCUUCGUAGAGAAUCCCGGACUAUUCGACGCCUUCUUUUUCGGCAUGUCUCCACGAGAGGCCGAGCAAACUGAUUCCAUGCAUCGUCUAGCCCUAGUUACUGCGUACGAGGCUCUCGAGAGCGCAGGCUACGUUCACGGGCGAGGAGGCAUUCAUACCCAACGGGUAGGCACCUUCUAUGGACAAGCAAGCGACGACUAUCGCGAGGUGAAUUCCUGCCAAGACAUCGGUACUUAUUACAUCCCCGGUGGAGCCAGAGCCUUUGCCCCUGGCCGUGUCAACUACUUUUUCAAAUUCUGGGGUCCGGCUUCCAGCAUCGACGCAGCCUGCUCGUCCAGCUUGCAGGCAAUCCAAGCCGCGUGUACUUCGUUAUGGAGCUCGGACGUCGACAUGGCUAUUGCAGGUGGCCUGAAUAUUCUGACAAACUCCGACGUCUUUGCUGGAUUGAGCAGUGGGCAUUUCCUGUCGCCAACCGGCGGCUGCAAAACGUGGGAUGAGGGAGCUGAUGGAUAUUGUCGUGCAGACGGUGUAGGUAGCGUGAUUCUCAAACGCCUUGAGGACGCAGAGGCUGAUAAUGAUAACAUUCUCGGAGUCGUUUUAUCUGCCGCGACUGACCAUUCGGCCGAAGCUGUGUCCCUUACGCAUCCGCACGCCGGAGCACAAGCACAUCUUUAUACACAGGUGGUGAGACGGGCGGGAAUUGAUCCUCUAGAUGUGGGUUACAUUGAAAUGCACGGUACAGGCACUCAAGCUGGUGAUACCACGGAAAUGAAGUCGGUUACGAGCGUCUUUGCCCGUGAAAACAACGACGGACAUGGGCGGCCUCAAGAUAAACCGCUCUAUAUCGGCUCUGUCAAGGCGUGCAUGGGACAUGGUGAGGCUGCUGCUGGUAUCAUGAGCUUUAUGAAGACCCUGCUGGUUCUCCAAAAGUGUUUGGUGCCUCCUCAUAUAGGUAUCAAGACACGAUUGAAUCCCUCUUUACCAGGGGAUCUGCAGGAGAGGAACGUUGUCAUUCCAUAUACACCGGCUCCGUGGGAAGCAACUCCGACACAGCGCAAGAGGCUAGCCAUGGUCAACAAUUUUGGUGCCUCCGGGUCAAAUACAUCCGUCAUACUGGAAGAAGCCACGCCACGGCCGAGGGUUGGCGAGGACACAAGGAAAACUCACGUCAUUCCUAUAUCAGCAAAGUCGGCUCAUUCUCUGCAAGAAAACUUGGCGAGGCUCGUAACAUAUCUCGGAGAACGAAAUGAUGUCUCUCUUUCUGACGUUGCGUACUCCUUAUCCGCCCGGAAGAUGCAUUACAAUUACCGAGUUUCCGUUCUGGCGACUUCACCAGCUGAAGCCAUCGAUCUGCUUCAACCGCAUAUCGCAAGUUCUCUUACCAAAAUGCCAAGUCCGAGAGGGCUACACUCAGUGGCCUUUGCCUUCACAGGCCAAGGACGAUUCUACACUGGAAUUGGAUCACAACUGUAUCGAGACUCCCCCAUCUUCCGUGGCUGUAUCGACCAUCUUGACAGUCUUGCGCAGCGGCAAAACUUUCCGUCAUUCUUACCCACUGUCACCGGAGCUUGCGAUCAUCAGCACGUCUCGCUGGUUUCUAUGCAUCUAGCUAUAGUGUGUGUGGAGAUUGCCCUGGCACGACUAUGGUCCGCGUUUGGUGUCCAUCCGAAAGUUGUAAUCGGCCACAGCCUGGGAGAAUACGCUGCCUUGGCUGUAGCAGGUGUCCUUUCAGAUACCGAUGCUAUAUUCCUCGUUGGAACUCGUGCCACACUUCUAAGCAGUGAACUGUUUACCUCCGGCACUCACGGCAUGCUAGCUGUGCGCACCUCUGUGGCAAAUAUUACAAAGGCAGCGGGCCGUAUUCCCUUUGAGAUAACUUGCGUCAACGGUCCUGCCGAAACAGUUGUUGGAGGCUCACUCGCUGAUUUGGAUACUCUCUCAGCGGCCCUGGCGGUGCAUGGAUACAAGACAGUUCUGCUGGAUGUCGCUCAUGCCUACCACACGAGCCAGAUGGACUCUCUGCUGGAUGAUUUUGUAAAAGAGUCUCGAGCAGUCCAGUGCAAGAAGCCCACUAUCCCCAUCAUAUCUCCCCGAUAUGCUAGACCCCUAAGCCCGGACGACCUCAUCGACGUUUCCUACCUUGCUGCUGCCACUAGGGAAACGGUAAACUUCGCCGGAGCUCUCACCGCAGCAUUCGAGUCUGGCAUCGUGUCUGAGUCCACCAUGUGGCUUGAGUUGGGCCACCAUCCUACCUGCUGCGGUUUCAUAAGCCGUACGCUGCCGUCAGCCCAGGCCAUAUACCCAAGCUUACACCAAGAUAUUGAAAACUGGUCAACACUGGCCAAAGCCCUGAGCGCCUUGUAUGCUGCCGGCUUAGACAUUGACUGGGACGAGUAUCACCGGCCGUUUGAGCCAGCGCUUCGGCUAGUUGACACGCCGACAUACGCUUGGAAUAACAGCAAUUAUUGGAUCCAGUAUCGCGGAGAUUGGAAUCUCGCCAAGGGACAAGUUGAAUCUGAAUCUAAAUCUGGAACUUCGUUGGGCGUAAAUGGCUUUCAGACAUCCAGUAUACACCGUAUUGUAUCAGAGCAAUAUGACGGUUCGAAAGCAAUAGUAUCCUCUGAAACCAGCAUUACGGAUUCAUCGCUUCAAGAUGUAGUAGAUGGUCACGCCAUGAACGGCUACGGCGUUGCAUCUUCUUUCCUACACGCAGAUAUGGCAUACACACUUGCAAAACGUAUAUCCGACAAAUGCUUCCCCAACUCCUCAGUGGGCAUCAACGUCACAGAUUUCGAAUACCACGACCCAGUAGUCAAACAGCUGGCCACCAACACCUCCCAGCCGAUCCUCACAACCGCAGAAGCCGACCUUGACCUCAAACAAGUCCACAUCAAGUGGUUCAACCCGGCAAAGCAACUAUGGUACUGCCACGCCAAGGCCUCCUACGAAGAUCCCUCAUCCUGGCUGUCAAAAUGGUCUCUCUCCGCGUCAUUGGUGUCCAGUCGUGUCCAAGUCCUCAAUGAUAUGGUCGCUUCCGGAAAGGCCAACAAGCUCACCACUUCCCUCGCCUACGGCCUCUUCGGCAAACUCGUCGACUACUCAGCCAUGUAUCGCGCAAUUGAGUCCGUCAUUCUGAACGGGGACGAAGCAGUUGCUGAAGUUGUGUUUCCCCCUGACACCAGCGGGACGUGGACUGUGCCGCCACACUUUAUAGACGGUGUUGUUUCUCUGUCAGGAUUCAUUCUCAAUGGCGGGACAAACUUUGACAACACGAACAACUUUUUCGUCACGCCCUCUUGGAAGUCUAUGCGUUUUGCAAGGCCAUUGGCGCCCGGGGGCCGAUACAUCGCUUAUGUGAGAAUGGUUCGUGUGGGCAGCCACUCGUUUGCUGGCGAUGUGUACAUUCUGCAAGAGGGGGAAAUCGUCGGUGUAGUAGAGGCCAUUCUGUUCAGACAAUGGCCAAGGUCAAUGCUCAACCGUUUCUUUACCCCUUGGGACUUGCAAACCAAGAUAGCGGCAUCGUCUCCAAGUAGCGAGCAUUCGGCCCCUCCCGCUGAUGUUUUUACGCCUCUUAGUCGGGCUAGGACACCAGACUCUACCCAUGUAGACGCGCAGCCGGUUCAGAAGAAGGUAUCAUCACCUCCACUGGAGAAUGAACCAGCGAAAAAUACGCUCAUCCCACGAGCAUUCGCCUUGAUUGCAGAGGAACUCUGCGUCGAGGUCAACCAGCUUCAAGAUGAGGCGCGGAUUGUAGAUCUGGGUCUUGACUCGCUCAUGUCGCUGGUUAUAUCGCAGAAAUUGCGAGAAAAUCUGGGCGUAGAGAUUAGGGAUGCGUUUUUCUUGGAAAUUUCUACUAUUGGGGAGCUGAAGAGCUUGCUGAAGUUGGGGGGCACACCUAGUAGAGGGUAG